CUUGUCGAUCUCGUUCCUUUCCCGAAUCUAUCACUCCAUCCUUAUUCGGAGUAUUUCCGUCAAUGCCUGACAUGUUGACAACUUUUCUCACCAGCAUCGGUGGUACCUAACGCCUCAUGCAGAAACACGACUCCUUAUAACCUAAAUGGAGUCUAUUUUUUCGGAAUGACCUAGGCUUUUGACCUUCUUUCCUUCUAUUUUUGCCUACAGGACAAGGGGCGCUAAGGCUCUCCCCUUCUUAAAGGCUAGAAAUUCCGAGCGAUGCUAUCCUCCCUAUCCUGCGACACCCCAACAAUCUCGAUAUCCUAAAGAUGAAGUUCCGACCUUUUCUGCCCAGACUCAACAUCAAGCGAGCGACAACUGUGGAAAAUGACGUCGACUCUAAAUCUACUGGGAGCAUCACGCCUACCUUGGCCUACUACUGUCCUCCACCUGAGGUCGAAAUCCCGGUGCAGACGCGGAAAGAGCCGCCCCGCCCGCCAACUCCAACAUCUCGACUGACCUUUCUUGCAAUUUGGGAUCCUGAUGUCCAGCGAUAUACUUUGCCUCAUGUACCAUCCGAAGACCAAGUGCCUGACGAUGAUAGCCGUUUUCAAUCUGAUUCACACUUAGGUCAAGGGCAUCCAGACUGUGAACCCCACCUGUCCUCUCGUUUCUCAACUUCCACAACGUCGACUUCCAACUUUAUCACUGUCUCUCACUCACAGACGACGCUACCAUUCCCUACUAGUAAUCCUCGCGGCUCAAGCCUUAGACAAUCUAAUGCCUCACCCCCGCCACCGCCACCACCACCCUCUUUUCCCCUCCAACGGUGCAAACCGCAGGGACGUAUAGGCUACAACGUGGCCACACAUUCCACUAUCUCUAUCGCGUCCCUUUUGUCGCGUCGCCCAACCUUUCACUCACGGCCUGGAACUCCCAGCUCAGUGAAGAGCCGACCUUCGACGCCGAAGAGCCGACCGUCGACCCCUGCACGCCCUCGUACGUCUUCCAGUGCACACUCUCCUUUGAGUUUCAUCAAGCGACGAGUAUCUUCUCCUAAGGAAGCAGACGAUGCUUGGGUAAGCUUAGAUGUGGAAUGCGUUAUUCGAGAACGGCUUAUACGCAUCUGAUGAACGUAAAUUUAUACUCACAAAUGUACAAUUAGAAUAACUUCCAAAUUCCCUGUGUUCUACUACCAGUACUCUACCCACAUGUAUACUUAUUGCAAAUAGAGCCUUAAUAGUCAUUUUUGAGUAACCGUCACUUUACA
Molecule: messenger RNA, 1252 nt
Organism: Guyanagaster necrorhizus
Lineage: Eukaryota; Fungi; Basidiomycota; Agaricomycetes; Agaricales; Physalacriaceae
Exons: 4
Coding region: 312-1112 (266 amino acids)
Source: RefSeq, a predicted model, not a curated record